Messenger RNA from Branchiostoma belcheri (Belcher's lancelet), 2744 nucleotides. RefSeq names its product RING finger protein 166-like. Bases 94 to 735 code for a protein of 213 amino acids. The transcript has 7 exons. The record is from RefSeq and is a predicted model, not a curated record. NCBI's taxonomy places the organism in Eukaryota, Metazoa, Chordata, Leptocardii, Amphioxiformes, Branchiostomatidae. Gene Ontology annotation, molecular function: ubiquitin protein ligase activity. Gene Ontology annotation, biological process: ubiquitin-dependent protein catabolic process; protein polyubiquitination.
CGGAAGUGAUUUCGUCAGAACCCCUCGAAACGAAAGGAACCAAAACAAAGGAUUUUGGUGGGUAUUUCUUGGCCGAUUCCGGACGUUUCUGCGAUGGCCACCGGCGGGGAACCGACGAUAGAAGCUCUGACGUGCUCCAUCUGCCUCGAGAUCUUCCUGAAGCCCGUCACGACGUCGUGUGGCCACACGUUUUGUUCGUCCUGUAUUGCGCCCUGUCUGCAGCUGGCCUCCCCAAACUGUCCCCUGUGCAGGGAGGUGUUCGACCCACAGAAGGCCAAGAAAAACUCCUCCAUCGACAAGCAGGUCAACAACACCAAGGGGAGCUGUAAGGGCUGCGGAAAAAAGAUGUCUCUGGCCAAGAUGCGUUCCCACAAUUCCUCCUGUUCUAAGCUGACUAAGACCAUGCCCAAGUUCUCACCAGUGGCGCCCACUUCCCAGCCCAUUCCAAGCAAUGUGCCUAACCGCUCCACGUUCAUGUGCCCGUACUGUGGACUGAAGAACCUGGACUGUUCCGCGCUGGUCAGGCACUGCAACGACGCCCACCGCGACGACAACAAACAAGUGGUGUGCCCUAUAUGUUCCUCCAUGCCGUGGGGAGACCCCAGCUUCAAGAGUGCUAACUUUAUCGGUCACCUGAAUGUCCGGCACAAGUUUGAAUAUGACACAUAUGUGGAUUUUGAAGCAGAUGAUGAUUCUAUGUUGGAGGAGGCCAUCAGAAGAUCUCUGUCUGAAUAGUAGUCAUGCAGUCUUACCCAAUUAUACAUGAACAUCACUGGCUGAGGGCACAAGGAUCCCAGACCUGGCCUCUCCAGACACAUGGAUGUCAACCAACAACAAGGCAGAGCUGAGACAACGUCAAAAUCACAACACCUCAUAUGUCAAAUACUUUAUCUCAGUGUACUUAAUACCAACUAAUUACUCUUAACAUAUUGUGUAAAACAGACUAACUUGGAGGGAAACCGAUAUAACCUGUAAAUUAUCAGAUUGUGUUGAAUGAAUUAUGAUUUUAAUACAUCCAUGUAAUAUUCGCACUAAACUAGAAAUGAAUCAUUGCCACUUUUGAGGGAUGUAGUCUUGAUAGAAUAUUGAACUAAGUACCUUAAUCUGCUCUUAGGGACUUGGAGAAGUUUUAGUCUGAAAUGUGUGCCUGCAUUUACUUCCCAGGGAUAGCUGUUGUUAUUGUAGAGUUAGCAUAUGUACAUGUGUAUAUCAUGUUUAUAGGUGAUACUGGUAUCAUAUUUUGUAUUGUUAGCUGUAUCCAUGUUGUAAAUAGAGUAAUACAAACAGCCAUAGGGUCAGAAAGGGUACACAUACACUGUAUACUGAUAUUUACUCUUAUCAGGCAGGUACUGUUGUUGAAGGGUUGGUAUCUGACUGGUAUACUGUACUUAUGAGAUGUGCUAAACACUGGUAAAAGUUUGUUAUCUAGGUCAAGAUGGAAAAUGAUGAACCUUGUUGUUUUGAAGACAUUUAGGGGCAUUGUUGAGAAGACAUUUAAAAGUGGAGACAUGAAGAGAUGUGUGUACAGGUCUGUACUUUUUCUUGAAGUCAUCCAGUGAGACAGAGAAGCUGACAUGUUGAUGGACCCAUACUUGAUAGACAUUUCUGAGACAAGACAAUAUCUGUCUUGGUGACAACUAUUGUUUGUACAUGUCAGCACAGUUGAAAGCAAUUUUACCUUUUGUACAGAAACUAUUUAGUUCUGUGUAGGUUUUAGCUGUGGUUUACACAAGGUUAAAUCACACAACUUGAAGGUUAAAUCACACAAGGCUAUAGCAAAACGUAGGAGUCACAAGAAAGACUCUGUGCAUGUUUUACGUAGUUGUAAAAGUUGAUCAUUCCUAACAAGAUGAUAUAGAUCCAGAUACAAGCAUUCCUUAGACACUUUGAAAGUUAUAUCGGUGAAGUGUGAAGAGGGUAUGUGCAAAAUAAAUGGAUAUUGUCUGAGUUCUUCAUAUCUAUUUGUUAUAUCCCAUAUCUCAUAAUGCAUAACGUAGUUCAUUUAGAAGAGAUGUGGUAAGAAAAAGGUUGUUGUUCAGACCAGUUCAGUUCAGUUGAUGUAAACAAAAUGUCCAUGCAAGGUUUGUCAGAAGAAUGUAUUGUGUGGUGCUAAGGUUUGUUAAUAGAAGGCAAGUGUUGUUUUAGAGGUACACUUCAAAUACAGAACUCGAGCUGUCUGCUUUAUCCUUAUUGUAUUCCACAUCUUUCUUUGGAGAUGGACCAUAUGUAUACAUUAUUUAUAAAGUCACAGGCAACUAACAACUUUUGAAGUAUAAGAUUUAUUUAUCCUGAUAUGUGUUCAACUAAAUUGAUAUUUCUCUUUGGAUAGAUAUUAUGUCAUCUAAAUAACCGCUAUCAUUAUUACCAUAAUGUAUAUUUACAUCGAAGUGUAUUCUAAUACAACUAGAUCAUCAUUCUAAUGAUAUUUACUGUUUUAGUUUGAUAAGCAUUGUACUGACAACAUUGCCAAUAAAAGGGGGCUAGAAUGCCACAGGAAUGCUAUUUAUUCAUUGUAAAUAGCCUUUUACUGUCACCUUUUUGUCACUCGUUGGAACAACAUUUAACCUACAAUAUUUGUAAAUAUUUCCAGCGUGGGGUUUCCACCAUCCUUAGUUCGGUGUGCUGGCCACAGAUCAGAGAUACAGAUAGGGUAAGUAGAAGGAAAAUCAAUAUGAUGCCCCGGGUGUUAAUACCCAGCAAAAAGCCUUAGAAGUAAAUCAGUCGAUCGACUUUUGCACUUGCCC